Sinocyclocheilus rhinocerous is the source of this 1158-nucleotide messenger RNA. Its product is annotated as iron-sulfur cluster assembly 1 homolog, mitochondrial-like. Gene Ontology annotation, molecular function: 2 iron, 2 sulfur cluster binding. Gene Ontology annotation, cellular component: cytoplasm; mitochondrion. Gene Ontology annotation, biological process: iron-sulfur cluster assembly. NCBI's taxonomy places the organism in Eukaryota, Metazoa, Chordata, Actinopteri, Cypriniformes, Cyprinidae. The record is from RefSeq and is a predicted model, not a curated record. The transcript is spliced from 3 exons. Bases 81 to 404 code for a protein of 107 amino acids.
ACCAAUCCUGUGCGUCCGCUGAGGCGGGCGUUCCUUGCAUUACCUCUGGUGUUUACAUCCAAACACGAAGUAACUUCAACAUGUCAGCCUCCAUAGCACGGGCGACAGUGAGGGCGGUUAGCAGACGGAAAAUACUGCCAACAAGAGCCGCUUUAACGCUGACGCCUUCAGCUGUGAAUAAAGUCAAGCAACUUUUACAGCACAAACCAGAAUAUGUGAACAGAAAUGUCAUUGAUGUAAAUGUUUGUUCUUCAGGCGUGAGAGUGUUCAUAGAGAAGAAGGCUCAGCUGACGCUGCUCGGCACGGAGAUGGAUUUUGUUGAAACGAAACUUUCCAGCGAGUUUGUGUUCAACAAUCCCAACAUCAAAGGCACGUGUGGCUGUGGGGAAAGCUUCAGCAUAUGAACCUCGCCGCACGUUUGGCUUCAUCUAAAGCUUGAGCCCUCCAGGACAUCCAGUCCAUAUCCUAGAUUCAAACAUCCAUCUUGAAGAUUUGUGGGUAAAGAGCUGGAGAAAGAGACUGAUAUUUAGUGGCCUGUUUGGCCAUCAUGUCCUGUGCUGCCUCCGUUCACCUCGACACAAACCCAGAAAAGCCCUGCUUACAAAUACAGUCGUUACCUUAAAAAUAUGUUUCGUUUGUUCAUUUCAUUGCUUGAACACACUUUAUUGAGCAGCUUGAUGUGUUUAAUGUGCCUGUGUCUUAUGCGGCUCUGAGGAGGGUUUCAGUUACACUCCAUGUUAGUGGUUCAAGAGGAAUUAAUUGCUUUGGUGUUUUCUCAGAAAGUUGUGUGUCGUCCAGUCGCUCUGAUAGGGAUUCAUAUUUGAUAAUCCAGUUAUCCUGAUGAGCUGAACCUGCUGGAUGUCGUAACACGUCCUCCUUACAGCAACAACCUAAAUCUACACUUCAAGAAAUCUGCAGCUGCUUCCUCAUGGCUGUUUUGUGUACAUUUGGUGGGUUGUGGACCAGCAGUGCAAAUCUGUUAUAAUCUACAUAAUAUUGAAAGGUUUCUCUGUCUGGUGGAUGUUGAGCGAGUAUUAACUUUGCGCUUUCAGCAUGCCACGUUUUGUCAUUUGCUCUAUAAUGUGAUUAACAAGCAGCACAGGAACUGAUGCCAAGUUUUGAAAUGCAAUUGUUUGACUUGAACUUGUUUUCUGUUGA